AUGGCAGAGACUCAUGGUCUGAUGGAGAGACUGGAGAAAGCAGUGACUCGACUUGAAUCACUAUUUUCAGACUCACACAGAUCUGGUGGAAUGGAGUGUGAUGCCAUCAAUGGAGUCAAUGGAAGCAUAGCACCAUAUGUUGAAGCCUUUGAUAGGCUGCUGAAUGGAAGUGUUGCUGAGUUUCUCAGGUACAGCAGGAUUCUUGAAGGUGAUGUGAAGACACACGCAGAGAUGGUACGUGCUGCUUUCCAAGCGCAGAGGUCUUUCCUGGUGUUAGCAUCCCAAUGUCAAGAGCCUCAAGAGAACGAGGUGGCAAUGCUUCUCAAGCCAAUAUCAGAGAAGAUUCAGGAAAUCCAGAACUUCAGAGAAAGGAACAGAGGAAGUAUAAUGUUCAACCACCUCUCAGCUGUCAGUGAAAGCAUACCUGCCCUUGGGUGGAUAGCAGUGUCUCCUAAACCAGGCCCUUAUGUCAAGGAGAUGAAUGAUGCUGCUACCUUUUAUACUAACAGGGUAUUAAAGGACUACAAGCACAGUGAUGCACGCCAUGUUGAUUGGGUGAAGUCAUAUCUGAACAUCUGGUCUGAGCUUCAAGCUUAUAUCAAAGAGCAUCAUACCACAGGUCUCACCUGGAGUAAAACUGGUCCUGUAGCAUCACCCAUGUCUAUGCGGUCUGUUCUAACAAGCAGCUCAUGCCUCUCCCCACCACCACCGCCACCACCUGGACCUCCCCCCAUCUUCGAUACAGAAACUGUAAAGGAUGAAGGAACUGCAUCUCGCUCUGCCCUGUUUGCACAGCUUAACCAGGGAGAGGCAAUUACCAAAGGGCUUCGGCAUGUCUCUGAUGACCAGAAGACUCACAAGAACCCUAGCCUACGCGCCCAAGGUCCAUCUGUUCGUUCUCCAACAAAAAGCCAUACUCCAAGUCCCACCUCUCCCAAGAAUUCCCCGCAGCAGAGCCAUGCCCCUGUCUUGGAGCUAGAGGGAAAGAAGUGGAGAGUGGAAUAUCAAGAGGAUAAAAAUGACCUGGUCAUUACCAACACUGAACUCAAGCAAGUGGCCUACAUUUUUAAGUGUAACAAAUCUACACUUCAGAUAAAAGGAAAAAUCAAUUCAAUUACUAUUGACAACUGUAAAAAAUUUGGCCUUGUGUUUGACAACGUUGUGGGAAUCGUGGAAGUGAUCAAUUCCAGGGAUAUUCAGAUUCAGGUGAUGGGGAAAGUGCCAACCAUUUCUAUUAACAAAACAGAAGGCUGCCACAUCUACCUCAGUGAGGAAUCACUAGAUUGUGAGAUUGUGAGUGCCAAGUCAUCCGAAAUGAACGUCCUCAUCCCCCAAGAUGGUGAUUAUAAAGAAUUUCCGGUUCCUGAACAGUUCAAGACAGCAUGGGAUGGAUCUAAGUUGGUCACUGAACCUGCAGAGAUUGUGGGUUAACUCCCUAAUGCCAUGCAGCACUUGCUGACCGUGACCAGACCACAGCCAGCAUGAACAAAGCAGUAAUGUAAAGAACUAGAAGUAGCAGUAGCUCAUACUGCUGUGAUAGGCCUUCAAGCAUUAGCUCUGCAUGAUAGAAACUAUAACACAUCUGGCACCCUUUUGUUAGGCAUCCUAGUACUUUUCACGUUUCCACAGUUUGCCUUCACAUACAUUUUUAAUCCUCCAUGAUUUCAUGUGAAUGUAAUAUAUGAAAACCCCCACCCUCCAGUCACAUCAUUGGUUUGAAACACUGUAUACAUUAAGCCAAAAUACUGCAUGAUACACUUUGUUAUCAUCUUGCUUCAGUGCAUUCCUUUUUAUGUUUCUGCUAAUCGAAAUCAGCAUUAAGACUUUAAGAUGUUUAUUUUUACCUAUGAAGCAAUUUCUGUAUGAUGCAGUAAAAAUGCACCCCUAGAAAGUAUGCAGUUUCUUGUAGUUCUGGGGCAAUCAUACUGGGGUUUGUUUUAAACAAGCA
This is a messenger RNA of Nestor notabilis (Kea), 1948 nucleotides long. It is a transcript of the gene CAP2, whose product is annotated as CAP, adenylate cyclase-associated protein, 2 (yeast). The transcript is spliced from 12 exons. Gene Ontology annotation, molecular function: adenylate cyclase binding; actin binding. Gene Ontology annotation, biological process: cell morphogenesis; regulation of adenylate cyclase activity; cytoskeleton organization. The record is from RefSeq and is a predicted model, not a curated record. Bases 1 to 1431 code for a protein of 476 amino acids. Gene Ontology annotation, cellular component: cytoplasm. NCBI's taxonomy places the organism in Eukaryota, Metazoa, Chordata, Aves, Psittaciformes, Psittacidae.